AUGUCCAACCCGCUGUCGACACAGAAGAUGAUGCACGAAAUUCACGACAAUGCUGGAGCAGGUGCAAGCGACGUGAUGGAGGAAAACGAGGGAGGUGGGAGUGGGGAUGCCGAGGUCGAUAUGGACGAUAUCGGUUCCCUUACACUACCUCCCGAUCUUCCCCCAUAUUCAGGCGAUUAUAUAAUCAGUGACUACAUGGAACGCCUCGGAACACGUCUCAACAUCUUAGAAACUGAACUAAAGUAUGCGUGGCGGGCACUUGAUCUACUUAGUCAAGAAUACGUAAGGAUGUGGGAUCGAUUAGAGAGGCUAGAGUCAUUACUAGCUGAUCAACAGGGUGUAAUAUCAACUCUUCUUGAUUUCUAUGCUUGUCGUACUGUAACAUCCAGGGACCCUAUGUCUAGGUUAGAAGUAAUCAGAGAGAUAUUGGGGAAUGGUACAGUAGAAGAUGGAAUCGAAGAAGGCUUAGAUAUAGGACGGAGUGCUGUAUUGAUUGAUACACAGGAAGAAGCAAUGGAAUCAAAUGAGGCCUUUUAUAGAAGUUUAAAUCAGGCUUACAGGGACGAUCUAGUAUGUGAUGAAACUUCAAGACCAUCUUCGCAAUUGGAUAUGAUUUGGGAAGCUCCAGAAGAAACCGAUAUAGAAAUUAUACCUACAACUUCAAGACAAGUUUACAGUUCCAGUGAUUAUAAAAAUUACUGUGGAUUACAGGGCGGGCCCGGUAUAAGUGAAAGAGAUAUUGUACAUCUCUCUACUUUAAGUACAAUAGAUCAAAUUACAAUAGAUAAAUUACAUGAAUUAGAUAGGCUGACAACUCAAUUACACAAAGAUUCGAGAGAGUUAAAAGACUUGAAAAAUAGACUUCUUAGUCCAGAAACAAAAAUAACAGCGAGACACGACAGAGACAUUGAAGCCAAAGCACUAGUUGAAGAUGGGAAUAUAAUAAAUGAACAAUUAAAGAAUAUCUACACGGGUGGAGAUAACUGGGGUAUAAAUGACAUGAUGAAAAGUUUUGACGAUUUUAUUUUAACAAUACCUAAAGAAAAUACUAUUAGAGAUAAAUCUCCUUCAAAACUAUCGCUUUCUGAACAUACAGUAACAGAAAGAGCACUAGAUUAUUUACCAUCAACUUUAUCUCCUCGACGAAAAUAUGUACAUGAAAGAACAACAACAGAGCCAUACACAACUGUAACGGGGCGUUUAGCAUAUAGUUCAGCAGUAGCUAACGCUGAAAUAGCAGCUAAGUCAUCAAAAUCACCUAGUGCUAUAUCGAGAGAGAGAUUUGAUUACUCGACGCCAUAUCAAGCACCUGAUACGAGACAAAAUUAUUUUUCCACAAAAAGUACAACUCAAACUUUAAACGAAAUAUAUAAGACAUCUACUGAACAAAAUUCCCCUUUAUCUGUUCAUGAAAUAUAUAGCGAUCCUAUAGAAAGUAGGUUAGAAAUGAAUUUUGAAGAAAAUAGAUUACGUAAAUCGUCGCCCAGUCCGCCACCACCUGCACCCCCUAACGGAGCUGAACAUUUUUCUUCAAUUGAAAAUAAUAAUGAGUUAUUAUCAGCUCACUCUACUAUGCUAUCUGCAGGUACCACAGUUCCAGCAGAUAGUAUGCGACUAAGUCCUCGAUCACCCAAGUCUCCAAAAACUUCUCCGAAACAUUUAAAAAGAGAUAGUACAAAUAUAGUAACAGCAAAAUCGGACUCUGGACUCUCUUCCAUGAGUGGUUGGUCUAGUUUAGAGAAAAGUCCUGGGUCACCUAAAACGGCUAGAAGUGGUCAUCCUGUGCACGAUAGUCACCGAAUUAGAAUUUCUUCUCCCCAUUCAGUUCAAAAAAUGAACUUUGAAUUAGAUUCUAAACCAUAUUUAGAAACACUUGUGGAUUCAUAUCAAUAUGAAGAUAAAAAUAUUAAAAGAGAUUAUAACUUACGAAAAAGUGACAGCUUUAAAGACACUACUAUAGAUUUAAAUAGGUUACAGGAAAAAAUGGAUACUAGUUUUUUAAAAAGUGAUAUUCCAUAUUCAAUAUCUAAUGAAAAUACAAUUAAUAAUGUAGACUAUUAUUAUCAAAAUGAAGCACCUUCAAUAUAUUCUGUUGCUGGGAAUAGACAACCAAUUUUUACUACAGUUUAUAGUACACCAAGGGGAAUGCUAUCAGAAGAUAGACAUUUUUCCGAGUUAUUAGAUAGCAAUGAAAUUACGGAGCCGGUUCCUAACCAAAUGAUUGAUUCGUAUCCACCUGAACCUAGUUAUCAUGCCCAAACAGUCGUUAUGUCAGCUUCAAAUAUAAAUAAAAAAGUUCUUACAAGAGCUAAUACAAUGGGUUCUAAUGACGUACAUUUUCAUCAAAACGGAUAUAAAGCAACCAAUCACAGACAAGGAUUUCCAACGGGAAAUCUUACUGAUGCACUUUCAUAUUACCCAACGUCUACUCGAUAUGAUUCACCUAAACGAGUCCCUUUAGAUGAUCGAAUAUCUUGGCAAGGCAAUAAAUCACCUACUAGUUCGAUGGAAACAUCUAGUUUGAAAUCACAUUCCUUGAAUAUAACAGAACGAAAGCAAUUUCAAAAUCAGUUACAACAAGAGUAUUUUAAGCAACAACAAUAUGAUCAACGAAAUGGGAAUGUAAUAAAUGAUGCUCAAGGCUAUGAUAAGCAAGCAAUAGACCAUACUGUAACAAGAAAAGAACAGUAUGUCGAUUCCACUGGUAUUUUGGUUUCAGAAUCUGGAUAUCUAUCUAUUUCUUCUAACUUAAAGGGGAAAACACAUGACAAGCAAUCGAAAAAACCAAAACGGGCGUCAUCAUUGAAAUCUGCCAUGUCUUCCAUGACUCAUUGGCUCCCAGAUUUGCAUUUACCAAAGAAACAUCGAUCUCACUCUUUGCCUUCUGGAGUAGAUACAGUAGAACAAACACAACAAGAAAAAACAUUAAAAGAAAGAAUAUUGUCGGCUCAAAGACGUAAGAAAAAAUAUCAUUUAGUUGCAUCGAUGUCCGGCCUGUUGCAAAAAGCUCGAAGAAAACAACAAGCUAGUCAUCAAUCGCUAUCUGAUCCUGAAACGUCAGAAACUGAGUGGUCUGGUGGACGUUCGAGUGCUCAAUCAGAAGAUUCUGAUAGUGUAUUUUCCGAUUCUACACACGAAGGAAAUGUAUUUGCGAAAGUACCCGUAAAACCUAAACAAAGAAAAGCUAAUCACCAUGAAAUAGUUGAGCAUCAACAAAUGAUACAAGAGCUACAAAAACAAGGGCUGAAUUUUCGUGAAGACGAUGAGGGAGAGUGUAUAAGGGAAGAAAACGACAAAUAUCAAAGCAAAGCGAUACCUCGAGACAAAAGUGAUGACAUUGAUUUUCACUUCGCUCGUGUCAGUCAAAUGAAUCAAGGCAAUAUUAGUGAGUUAGAAAAACUUGAUAUCGAUACAGAUAUAUCAAAUAUAGAUCCUUUUGAGGAGGAAUCAAAAGAUGAUAAUCGUUCACCAGCUUCACUCUUUGCAACUGUUGGUGAUGUAAAAAAAGCUGCUGCCUCUAUAGAUGAACCUGAAAAUAAUGCACCAUAUAAUGGCAGCUCCCAAGAGUUCGCAGUUUCACGAGCUUUGGGAAAAUAUCGACUACGGAAAUCUUCUUCCGUUUCUGAUGAUCAAAUAUCAGAUACAUCUCCGCCAAAAGUUGAAUCAAAUAUGCCUGAAGGAUCAGUAAAUGUACCACAUCAAAAAGUUAGAAGACCGUCUAAAACGAGUCCACCUGAAAUUAUUAGUAGUUCAGCUCCAGAAGAAUCAUUAGUAUUUUCAGAACGAAGUCCAUCUGUUCAAAGUGCUCGAAGCAUUCCUAAUAAAUUUCAACCACGACAACAGCAAAGCUUGGAUAUACCCAACAAACAUGAUGAGGACGACAGCAAAAGUACUCAUUCAUGGAGAAGUGGUUCGAGAGUAUCUUCUAGACGUCAAAGUACUGAGGAUAGUAUAGAUUCGGAAGACGAGUGGUAUUGCUAUGAAUUAAGGAAAUUAGAGGAAAUGGAACACCAGUCACACUUAGAAGCAGAAAGAGAAAAAACUUUGGAAGAAGAACCUGAAGUUGAAGAAGAAUUAACAAAUGAACCACAUGAAGAUUUGAAAGAAAAAAUGUCUCUGGUAUUUAGGGAAUUAAAAUUAAAAACAGCAUCUAUUAAAGUCAAGUGUGAUGAACCACCUGCAGAAGAGACUUGGAAAGAAGUAACAACAUUUCCAACUAUAGACGAAAAAGUUAAAGACGAUAUAUCACCAGAAAAAGAAUCUGACGAUGAUAAAUCGUACGCGGACUCCGGAUCAGGUGAAACGUCUGGACCUGACAGUCCAGUCCAAAGUGGAGACGAAUUUGAUGAGGAAUAUGAUAUGCCACAACCACGUCAGGAGCCUACUCCAGCAAAAGCAUCGCCACCACAACAAGAAGCUUCUGUUGGCAGUAAAUGGAAGCUACUCAAAGCUUUAAAAGAUCGUAAAGCCGAAGAGAAAACAACGGAAACGCCUGUAGCAACAACUCCGUCAACCGAAAAGGAUAAAGUUAGCGCUGGUAAUGGCACCGGCGGAUUCAAUGAGCAAGGCGGACGAGGGAAUGGGCAUCCCGGGGAUAAUCCUUUUUAUAGCAACAUCGACAGUAUGCCUGACAUUCGACCGAGGAGAAAAUCAAUUCCAUUGGUGUCGGAGCUUGUAAGUCGCACUAUGGCCGCUACAAAGAGGAAUGCAGGUUUGACAUCAGCAGUACAUCGGGCUACGUUAAACGACGAAGAAUUGAAAAUGCACGUUUACAAGAAGACAUUGCAAGCUCUUAUUUAUCCAAUAUCUUCUACAACGCCGCACAACUUUGUGCUGUGGACCGCCACAUCGCCGACUUACUGUUAUGAGUGCGAAGGCUUGCUGUGGGGUAUCGCAAGACAAGGAGUUAGGUGCACAGAGUGCGGUGUUAAAUGUCACGAGAAAUGCAAAGAUCUGCUGAAUGCUGAUUGUCUACAGAUGUGUUUCGCAGGGGCCGCUGAGAAGUCAUCCAAACAUGGCGCUGAAGAUAAAGCCAACUCCAUCAUCACCGCGAUGAAGGAAAGAAUGAAGCAGCGAGAAAGAGAUAAACCAGAAAUCUUUGAAUUAAUCAGACGCGUGUUCAGCAUCGAACAAGAGGGACAUUCGGCACAUAUGAGCACCGUGAAGCAGUCCGUCCUAGAUGGCACGUCGAAAUGGAGCGCGAAGAUCGCCAUCACAGUUAUCUGCGCUCAAGGGCUGAUAGCCAAAGAUAAAAGUGGGACCUCAGACCCCUACGUUACCGUCCAAGUAAGCAAAGUUAAGAAGAGAACUAGAACUAUGCCUCAAGAGCUAAACCCAAUUUGGAACGAAAAGUUUUAUUUCGAAUGCCACAAUUCUUCGGAUCGGAUAAAAGUAAGAGUUUGGGAUGAGGACAACGAUUUAAAAUCCAAACUUCGACAAAAGUUGACUAGAGAAUCGGAUGAUUUCUUGGGUCAAACGAUCAUUGAGGUUCGAACAUUAUCUGGAGAAAUGGAUGUAUGGUACAACUUGGAGAAAAGAACAGAUAAAUCUGCUGUGUCUGGAGCUAUCAGACUUCACAUCAACGUCGAAAUUAAGGGCGAAGAGAAGGUGGCGCCUUAUCACGUCCAAUACACGUGCCUUCACGAAAACCUAUUCCACUACCUCUGUGAAGAAAAUGGAGGCGCUGUCACUUUACCAGCUGCGAGAGGAGAUGACGCUUGGAAGAUCUAUUUCAAUGAUAUACCUGAAGAGAUAGUCGACGAAUUUGCAAUGAGAUAUGGAAUAGAAGCUAUUUAUCAAGCUAUGACUCAUUUCCACUGCCUUUCAACAAAAUAUCUUUGCGCGGGUGUACCAGCAGUCAUGUCCACCUUAUUAGCCAACAUCAACGCUUACUACGCGCACACUACCGCCUCCUCAGCGGUAUCGGCCUCCGACAGAUUUGCAGCUUCUAAUUUCGGAAAAGAAAAAUUCGUUAAACUUCUUGACCAGUUACACAAUUCUCUUCGGAUUGAUCUAUCGAUGUAUCGCAACAAUUUCCCUGCGUCGAGCGCUGAGAAACUUAUGGAUCUGAAGUCAACUGUCGAUUUACUAACAAGCAUAACGUUCUUUAGAAUGAAGGUUCAAGAACUCAGUAGUCCACCCAGAGCAAGUACUGUAGUUAAGGACUGCGUAAAAGCCUGCCUUAGAUCAACAUAUCAAUUCCUAUUUGAAAAUUGUUACGAGCUUUAUAACAGGGAAUUUCAGGUCGAUCCAAACGAAGCCAAACGUGAUCCAUCAGACCACGGACCGCAGUUGGAUUCUGUCGAUUUCUGGCACAAACUGAUAGCACUCAUAGUAUCUGUGAUAGAAGAAGAUAGAAACAGCUACGCUCCCGUCCUUAAUCAGUUUCCGCAGGAGUUAAAUAUUGGACAGCUUUCAGCGGCAACGAUGUGGUCUCUGUUUGCAGUGGAUAUGAAAUACGCUCUAGAGGAACACGAGCAGCAUCGUCUCUGCAAGUCUUCCGCUUAUAUGAAUCUUCAUUUCAAGGUGAAAUGGCUGCAUACGAAUUACGUGAAAGAUGUUCCUCCAUACUGCGGUGCAGUUCCGGAAUAUCCAGCGUGGUUCGAACCCUUCGUGAUGCAGUGGCUCAAUGAAAACGAUGAUGUUUCCUUAGAGUACCUGAACGGAGCAUUCAACAGAGAUAAAAGAGAUGGGUUCCAAAAAUCUAGUGAACAUGCGCUCUUCAGUAACUCAGUCGUGGACGUCUUCACGCAACUCACUCAAUGCUUCGACGUGGUAUCAAAACUCGAGUGUCCAGACCCGGAGAUAUGGAAGAGAUAUAUGAAGAGAUUUGCCAAGACCAUCGUGAAAGUACUCGUGGCGUAUGCCGACAUCGUGAAAAAGGAAUUUCCUGAGCAUUUGAAGGAAGAAAGAGUGGCUUGUAUCCUUAUGAACAACAUUCAACAAUUACGAGUGCAGUUAGAAAAGAUGUUUGAAGCCAUGGGCGGUUCGAAGCUAGAACGAGACGCGGCUGACAUCCUCAACGAUUUGCAAGCGAGUCUCAAUAGCACUUUGGAUGAACUAGCUUCGAUGUUUGCUAUCAGCCUGGAGACCCGCAUCACCGCGAGUGUGAAGGAGCUGGGCGAGCUGCUGCAGAAGGUGUGCGGCGGCGCGGCGCUGCCGGGCGCGCCGCAGCCGCCCGCGCACCACGAGGCGGACGAGGUGCUGCGCCCGCUCAUGGACAUCCUGGAUGGCUCGUUAACGAUGUACGCUGAGUCUUGCGAGAAAACUGUUCUUAAGAGACUUCUGAAGGAACUGUGGAAGAUCGUAAUGAAGAUACUCGAAAAGACCGUGGUGCUUCCUCCCAUGACCGACAAAACAAUGAUGCUGAAGAAUCUCACGAACAAUGCGAAGAAUUUAGCAGCGAACGCGAAGAUCGAAGAUAUGACGCAGCUCUUCAAGAGCACGGUCGGCAAACAGGAUGUCAAACACGCUCUUUCCGGAGUCAUGGAUAUUUCGAAGGAGCACUUAUCAGCAGAGAAGAGUCUGACGCCGAAGCAGUGCGCAGUUUUGGACGCAGCUCUUGACACGAUCAAGCUGUACUUCCACGCCGGAGGCAACGGUCUCAAGAAGUCGUUCCUAGAAAAAAGUCCCGAGCUACAGUCGCUACGAUACGCUUUAAGUCUGUACACUCAGACCACUGACACGCUCAUUAGAACCUUUGUUACUAGUCAGCAAAAUCAAGACGCAGCUGUUGCCGAGGAAGGUAGCGUUGGAGAGGUGUCGCUCCAAGUAGAUCUGUUCACUCAUCCUGGCACGGGUGAACACAAGAUCACAGUGAAAGUGGUUGCUGCCAAUGAUCUUAAGUGGGUAAUAGCCAGUGGUAUGUUCCGUGCGUUCAUCGAAGUAAACCUGAUUGGACCUCAUUUAGCUGACAAGAAGAGAAAAUUCGCCACCAAGUCAAAGAGCAACAACUGGAGUCCUAAAUUCAAUGAGACCUUCCACUUCAUGGUGAGUGCGACGGAACAGCUGGAGCUGUUCGAGCUGCACGUGUGCGUGCGCGACUACUGCUUCGCGCGAGAGGACCGGCUCGUGGGCGUCGCGGUCAUGCGCCUCGCCGACAUCGCUGAACAGGGAUCAUGUGCAUGCUGGCUUCCUCUUGGUACUCGCGUUAAGAUGGAUGAAACCGGCUGGACAAUACUUAGGAUCCUCUCACAGAGGCACAGCGAUGAAGUCGCGCGAGAAUUCGUCAAACUGAAAUCAGAAAUGCGAGCAGAAGCACCUACCGGUAGCCAAGGACCGUCGUGAAGACCACGAGGAGCCACCGCGUGCCACAUUUCAGCAGUUCACACAUUCGGAUCGUCCAUAUUGAGGAUUACGACUGGAAAACCGGUUGUGAUAUAUUAAAUCAUAGUGCUAAUGGAGCGACCAUAACAUUUUUGAAACAAAAAACGAUGAUCAAAUAGUUCAAAGUUUAAUAACUCACGAGACAAGUUGAA
This is a messenger RNA of Melitaea cinxia (Glanville fritillary), 8477 nucleotides long. RefSeq names its product protein unc-13 homolog A (gene unc-13). The record is from RefSeq and is a predicted model, not a curated record. NCBI's taxonomy places the organism in Eukaryota, Metazoa, Arthropoda, Insecta, Lepidoptera, Nymphalidae. Gene Ontology annotation, cellular component: synaptic vesicle membrane; neuromuscular junction; presynaptic active zone cytoplasmic component. Gene Ontology annotation, molecular function: syntaxin-1 binding; calcium ion binding; phospholipid binding. The transcript is spliced from 27 exons. Gene Ontology annotation, biological process: synaptic vesicle priming; dense core granule priming; neuromuscular junction development. Bases 1 to 8286 code for a protein of 2761 amino acids.